This is a messenger RNA of Neltuma alba, 2142 nucleotides long. Its product is annotated as signal recognition particle receptor subunit alpha. Gene Ontology annotation, molecular function: GTP binding; signal recognition particle binding; ATP hydrolysis activity. NCBI's taxonomy places the organism in Eukaryota, Viridiplantae, Streptophyta, Magnoliopsida, Fabales, Fabaceae. Gene Ontology annotation, cellular component: signal recognition particle receptor complex; endoplasmic reticulum membrane. The transcript has 9 exons. Bases 1 to 1863 code for a protein of 620 amino acids. Gene Ontology annotation, biological process: intracellular protein transport; SRP-dependent cotranslational protein targeting to membrane. The record is from RefSeq and is a predicted model, not a curated record.
AUGUUAGAGCAGUUGCUCAUUUUUACUAGAGGAGGAUUGAUCCUCUGGACUUGUAAAGAGCUGGGGAAUGCUCUUAAAGGAUCACCGAUCGAUACCUUGAUCCGAUCUUGUCUUUUGGAGGAACGGUCUGGCGCUGCAUCUUUUAAUUAUGACGCCCCAGGUGCUUCGUACACCCUCAAAUGGACCUUCCAUAAUGAACUUGGCCUCGUGUUUGUGGCUUUGUAUCAACGGAUCCUUAAUCUGUUGUAUGUGGAUGAUCUGCUUGCUAUGGUGAAGCGGGAAUUCUCAGAGAUCUACGAUCCAAAAAGGACAGUGUAUCAUGAUUUUGAUGAAACUUUCAGACAGCUAAAGAUGGAGGCCGAGGCUCGGGCUGAGGAUUUGAAGAAAUCAAACCCCGUUGGUAGGGCUUUAGGUAACAACAAGAAGCAAGGGCAGGGUCAGAAGACUGGAUCUGAUGGGGGAAAUAAGAAAAAGAGUGAAGGUGCUUUGAAAAGUGAUGGUGGGGAUGGUGAUAAUAUCAAAGGCUGUAAGAUGGAGAAUGGGCACUCCAAUGACCGUGUUGUUGCUUCUAAAGAAUCUAACUUGGGUGGUAAUAUUAACGGUAAGGAGAAUGCAAGUUCCAAUGUUGGAGCUUUUGAUGUAAAUAGGCUUCAGAAGCUUAGAGUGAAAGGAGGAAAGAAGACAGAUGCUAUUACCAAAGCCUCCAAGGUAGAGCCAAAGAAAAAGAUGACGAAGAAAAAUAGAGUUUGGGACGAUUCACCUCCUGAAACAAAACUGGACUUUACAGAUCCUGUGGGUGAGAAUGGGGAAAGCAACAUAGAAGUUGUGGCUGCUGAUCAUGGUGAAAGUAUGAUGGAUAAAGAAGAGAUUUUUAGUAGUGAAAGUGAGGAUGAAGAUGAUGAUGUGGAGAUGAACAGCAAACCUGAUGCUAAAAAGAAGGGAUGGUUUUCAUCCAUGUUCCAGAGUAUUGCAGGAAAGGCUAACUUGGAGAAGUCGGACCUUGAACCAGCUUUGAAAGCUCUGAAGGACAGGCUCAUGACCAAGAACGUGGCUGAAGAGAUAGCUGAGAAGCUCUGUGAAUCAGUGGCAGCAAGUCUUGAAGGCAAAAAGCUAGCUUCAUUUACAAGGAUAUCUUCAACAGUGCAUGCCGCAAUGGAAGAAGCACUUGUUCGAAUUUUAACUCCUAAGCGUUCUAUUGACAUACUAAGGGAUGUGCAUGCUGCCAAGGAGCAGAGGAAACCAUAUGUUGUGGUAUUUGUUGGUGUUAAUGGAGUUGGAAAAUCUACUAAUCUUGCUAAGGUUGCUUACUGGCUUCUGCAGCAUAACAUCAGUGUCAUGAUGGCUGCUUGUGACACAUUUCGAUCUGGUGCUGUUGAGCAGUUGCGGACUCAUGCACGUAGACUUCAGAUCCCUAUAUUUGAGAAGGGCUAUGAGAAAGAUCCUGCUGUUGUGGCAAAAGAAGCAAUUCAGGAGGCUUCACGCAAUGGUUCGGAUGUGGUCCUUGUUGAUACCGCUGGUCGUAUGCAGGAUAACGAGCCACUGAUGAGAGCAUUGUCAAAGCUUAUAUACCUUAACAAUCCGGACUUGGUCUUAUUUGUCGGAGAAGCACUGGUUGGAAAUGACGCAGUUGAUCAGCUUUCAAAGUUCAAUCAGAAAUUAGCCGACCUAUCUGCAUCUGCUAAUCCCAGAUUAAUAGAUGGGAUUUUGCUCACAAAGUUUGACACAAUUGAUGAUAAGGUGGGAGCUGCACUUUCAAUGGUUUACGUAUCAGGAGCUCCAGUGAUGUUUGUGGGCUGCGGACAGUCCUACACUGACCUCAAGAAACUCAAUGUCAAAUCAAUAGUGAAGACUCUCCUCAAAUGAUGAUGCUGGUUUUAGGGUUUUGUUCGCAUUGCUGUUCAUCUGUCCUUGAAUGUUUGUUUUGUGUUUGGAUGAAGUAUUCGAUGUUGCUCCGUUUUGAUCCCAUCCCUUAUGGACAAAAUUGUGGCUAUGAUGACUUUGGAGGCUGUUUGGUUUGUUACCGUUGAAAGUCUUUCCUCGUUAUUUAAUGUUUUACUUGUGAAAAUUGUAGGCACUUACCAACCACUUGCGCGCGCGCGUAAGGUACUUGUUUUCAAUUAAAUGACGUGAAUUUUUUAUAUA